This is a messenger RNA of Pocillopora damicornis (cauliflower coral), 2898 nucleotides long. RefSeq names its product arylsulfatase J. NCBI's taxonomy places the organism in Eukaryota, Metazoa, Cnidaria, Anthozoa, Scleractinia, Pocilloporidae. Gene Ontology annotation, molecular function: sulfuric ester hydrolase activity. The record is from RefSeq and is a predicted model, not a curated record.
CAAUGCUUGCCCUGAGGAAGACCAACGACAAUGAUAUUCACGAUCUUCCCAAUAUUCUUGAGAUACGACGAGGAUGAGAGUCUAAACCAACAAAGAACGCAAAUUUGGCUGCGUUUUCGUCAAGCCCAUGGUGUUUAUUAGCUCAUUCUUCUGGACGUAAAAAUUGUCGGACUUACAUAGUUUCCGCAAUGCACGCUGAAUGUAAAUAAUCCCUGUCUCCAGGACUGCAGAUCACAUGAUGAUAAUAUGACUAUUACUGUAACACAUAACACUCACGACUGGAGAUGGUGCAGUGAGCCACAGAAUCUCCUACGACUACAAGUCAAAGGCUUGCGCAGAGAUAUACCAAAAAUAUUUGACCAUGCGUGCAAUCCUGCAGUUAGCAGUGUUGUCCUCCAUAGUUAUUGUUGCUCAAGCAAAGAACAUCAGUCAGCCUCAUAUAAUAUUCAUCUUGGCUGAUGAUUUGGGCUGGGAUGAUGUGAGUUUUCAUGGCUCAAAGCAAAUUCCGACUCCUAAUAUUGAUGGUUUGGCAAACAAUGGAGUGAUCUUGAACAACUACUAUGUGUCACCAAUUUGCUCUCCAAGUCGCAGUACUAUCAUGACAGGAAAAUAUCCCAUACACACAGGAAUGCAACACAGUGUUAUCAUGGGUGGAGAGCCUUUUGGGUUAGGUCUGGAGGAAAAAUUGCUACCUCAGUUUCUCAAAGAAUUGGGUUAUGCCACACAUGCUGUGGGAAAGUGGCAUCUGGGAUUCUUCAAGUAUGACUAUACCCCAACAAAAAGAGGAUUUGACUCGUUCUUUGGAUACUGGCUGGGUGCUGGUGACUACUGGGAUCAAUCUGAAGCUGAAAUGUAUGGGUCAUGGGGAUUGGACCUAAGGAACAAUACAGAGCCUGUGCAUAACCAGUGGGGAAAUUACCGCACCUACAUGUUCACAGACCAUGCUGUAAAUUUGAUCAACUCACACAACACCUCCAAACCACUCUUUUUGUACCUGGCGCAUGAAGCAGUUCAUAGUGCAAAUGCACACCAACCACUUCAAGCACCAAAGGAUCUGAUUAACAGGUUUAACGACAGCAUCCAUGAUGAGGAUCGGCGAGUUUUUGCAGCAAUGGCUACAGCACUGGAUCAAUCUGUUGGAAAGGUGGUUGACACACUCAAAGCAAGAGGAAUGUAUGAUAACUCCAUCAUUGUGUUUAGUACUGACAAUGGUGGACCAGCCAACGGUGUAAGUCGGAACACAGCUUGUAAUUAUCCGCUGAGAGGAACCAAGUAUACUUUGUGGGAAGGAGGAAUCAGGGGAACCUCUUUUGUCCACAGCCCCCUCUUGGCAUCCACAGGCCGUGUGAGCAUGGACCUAAUGCAUCUGUCAGACUGGCUCCCUACGCUCUACGGGCGUGCGGGAGGGGACGCGCAGAAGCUCCUUAACAUAGAUGGGUACGAUAUGUGGCCUUCUUUGUCCAAGGGCGAGAAGUCUCCUCGAAAGGAACUGGUGCAUAACAUUGACCCAGUGACGUGGGCAUCUGCGCUGCGAUAUGAACAAUGGAAACUGUUGGUGAAUGAAACUGACGGUGGUGGUCGUGACGGAUGGUACCCACCGCCGGGGAUCGAGGAAAACGCACGAUCACCGCGCAAUUUCACCACCUCCCUUCCCUCUCUGAAAAACGCAGUUGUGACGUGCGGACCGCAGCCAGCUGAGCCCACGAAGUGUGGCGUCAAGGACGGGCCAUGCCUCUUCAACAUCCAAGACGAUCCAUGUGAGUACACCAACGUAGCUGAGAAAGAGAAGGACGUGCUGAAAAUGAUGUUGCAAUUGCUGGAGAAGUACAAAGCGACUAUGGUGCCGAUUAGGAAUAAACCCUACGACAAGAACGCGGAUCCCAAAUUCCAUGAUGGCGUGUGGACAGCGUGGUGUGACGAGAAACCAAAUGAGAACUGCGAGGAGUAGUGCCAGGGCACUCAGUGUGGUUGAUCGUCACUUAGCAGGUUGUGGGUGGGGAUUUAAAAGAAUUAAGGCAGAAAUGAUUGUAAUUUGGUUCCUUCGGUAACGUGAUUGCGUCUUUCAAAUUCAUCUUUACCAAAAGCCAUGGGCAAACAUCUCUUAAUGGAAAACAAAGAAUUGCCACGUUGCUGUGCAUCUCAUGAAAGUCUCUCUUCGGGUCCGGGAAGUUAACCCUUGAACUCCCAAGAUCUGAUUGCUAAUUCUCUCCUCUAAUUGCUACACAUUUCCUUGCGAAUUACUUACGAGAAUUUGGCGUUAGAUCAAGAUAACAACUUCUACCUAAUAAGUUUAUGUAUUCACAUUACCUGUUUGCUAGAUAAUGUAUGGAUACUAUAUGGAGAACAGGAGCCCAUUACCCGGAGCCUCCAUACCAAUUGUACCCUUGAGUCAACCCUGUCCCGUAUCUUUUUAUUGUUAGAACUGAGAUAUGUGGGGGGUUCUUUAAUUUCCCGCGAAAACACGUUGAUGUUCGCAUAACACCCAAAAAUAAAUGGCGGCCAAAGGCGAAGGCUGACCUCUAUUCCUUCUCUGCAGGAGACGUAAACAGUAGAGGACCACAGCUCUCUUAUGAUUGGCUAUAAUGUAAACACCCGCGAAAAACCCCGUGGGAGGUGCUUCUAAAAAUAAAAAGAUACGGGACAGGGUUGACUCAGAGGGUAAGUAUGGAAGAUGGAAGCUCCGGGUAAUGGGCUCCUGAUGGAGAAUUAUAUGUGAAUCGCCUCUGGGAGUUUGGGUUUAAAUGCGGCAGCAGUUCAGAUGGAAUGGAAUGAUCCCUUUUGGUACUGAGUCGCGAGAUUGAUAAACAAGGGAAUCUAAUUAUUGAGGGUUGGUAAGUCUUACGUGCGGAAAACCAGGAAGAAAUUAAAUCCAAGAAUAACAAUAAAAAAAUAAUAUAG